AUGUGGAGACAGUUGGAAAAAUAUCUUGUUUUCUCAUUAUUUUAUUUUUGUUUAGUAGAUUCUGUACCAGAUGAGGUUGCAAGUGACCCGAGAACAAGAGAACUCUAUCAAAAAGCAUUAGAGAAAGGCACAGAAAAAGACAACACUAUCCGAGUUAUGGUUAUUGGAUGUUUUGAACAAGGCAAAACGUCAUUAGUAAGGAAUUUAUUAAAACAGUCAAUUGAUGGAGUUGAAACAACAAACGGUAUUGAAUUGCAUAAAUGUACAGUUAUGAGCGAUGGUGAAUGGAAGAAGUUAGAUAAUGAAGAUCUAAAUAAAGAGACUAUUAAGCGCUUAGUAAAUGUUGCUCUUAAAGAAAAAAAGGACGAAACAACUUCAUCUGAUUCCAGUGGGGAAAACUGUCUGCCUAACAAGGACACAUUAAGACCUAGUUCAACAACGGAUAUCACAAGAACAAGGAAUGAAAGUGUAUCUUUUCAAAAGAGUACCUUUGAAAAAGAGGUAGGUGUUGAAGUUAGCAAAUCUCAAAUUGCUGUCGCUGCUGAAUCAAAAGUAAGGAAUAAAAAAGUCAGUUACGAAAACUUAACUUCAUUCCAUACUGAAUUAGAGAUAUCUGAAUCCAAUCAGGGUAAAACAAACAUUGAAAACAAUGUCACGUUAAAUAUAUGGGACUUCGGAGGACAGUUUGUUUUUUAUGCUACUCAUCAAAUAUUUCAUUCAAAACAAGCUGUUUAUCUGCUUGUAUUUAAUCUAAGCAUUUCUCUUGACAAAAUUAUUGAAGAUAAGGAGUUCCCAUUACACAAAAAGACAAUGAGAGACUAUUUAAAAUUCUGGGUUGCUUCUGUAAACUCUUUUGUUGGGAGUAGUGAUGGAAUGGAACCAGCUAUUGUUUUAGUGGGAACGCACAGGGACAAAUUGAAUGCAGGAAACAACAGCGAGAACUAUUUUGAGCAGGUGAGACAACUAUUUGAACACAGUAUAUGUAUUAAUCAUAUUCAACCUGAGCACUUUGCUAUUGCAAACACAAGUGGAUCAGAAAGCGAAAUCAAUGCUUUACGAACAUAUAUAUCACGUUUAGGGCAACAACAUUUGGAUAAAAUAAUGCCGGCUAAAUGGAUUCUCCUUGAGAAGGCACUUAAAAUAAACAAACAGAAAAAAAUUAUAACAAUUGAUAAACUCAAACAAAUAGACAGUGAAACGGAUAGUCCAUUACAAACUUACAACUCAACGGAAACAAUGGAUCAGAUCAAACUAUUUUUGUCCUAUCAUCAUGCAAAGGGAACAUUCUGUUAUUUUGAUGAGGACAAUUUGUCAAACCACGUUGUCUUAGAUCCACAAUUUCUCGUUGACGCUUUCAGGUGCGUUAUUACAUCUGAAAAGUUUUGCAUUGUGCGUCCGAAAUUGAGAAACGUUUGGAAAGAAUUGUGUAAUACCGCAAUCUUACGCCCAGAGCUUUUUGAAGAGGUUUGGAGACAAGAAAAAGACAACAAUUUUUAUGAAUUUAAACACUUACUGAUAGAGUACAUGCAAAAAAAUCAUAUUUUAGCUGAGGCUCUAUCUCAUAAUCUUGAUUCUGAGCCGGUCGUAAGACGUUUAGGGUAUUUCAUUGUUCCAAGUUUACUCAAGACGUCAUCUGCUGACACUAUCAGAUCAUAUCUAAAAGGAAAACCUUUGUCAACUGUUUCUUUGUGCUAUAGGUUCGAAAAUGAAACGCUGACCCCCUUUAUUUUCCAGGCCUGUUUAGCAGGUAUUAUAGGAAGAUGGCCACUUGCAAAGUACAUAAAAACCGCUGUGUUGUUUGAUCACGUAGCUGCAUGUGAUAUAGAACGAAGACAUGCUGGUGUAUUGAUGCUGUCGGAAAACAAACUCGAGCUACUUGUUGUUAGUCUUUGUCCUCCCGACAAUGUCAAAGCUGAUGUCUGUGACAUGUUUCGACGAUACGUAGAGGUGGUUAUGAUGAAAAGAAUGCACAAAUUGCAUACCGAUAAGCAUGAGGGGCAUUUUUUUAGUCGUGCGGCGAGGUGUUUGCAUAAAGAUCAUGGAACCGAUGGAAGUUAUGAAACAUUCGAUAUUGAUGCUAUUGACAAUACACAAUCAUGUAAUGAUGAGAAAAUACCAUGUCCAGACAGAAGAAGUCACUGUUUGCACAUGCGCAGUAUUGUUAAGGAAUGGUUCAUGCCGAAUGUUGAUCAAGAUAAAGUUCCAAAGAGAAAAUUAUCACAAAAAGAAUAUAGCACACUGGCAAUGUCAAUUGGAAAAGGUUGGAAGCUGAUUGGAUUGCAACUUGGUCUUGAUAACAUAAUUUUAGAUCAUAUUUGUAUGAAUGAAAAUGAUGCAUGCAUGCGCAUAUAUCAAAUGUUUUUGAAAUGGGAUAACAAGGAGGGUGACCUAGCUACGCUAGACGUUAUUGUACAAGCGAUAGAGAAAUGCAACCCGGAACAAGUACAUGUUAAAUUGGAUGUUUUAAAAAAUAUUAUCAACGGUUUUUGAACUUAUGAAUUAGCUUAGUGUGUGUGUUACAAACGAUGAAAUUUGUAAGGACGUCCACCAAAAUACAAAAUGAAAUAUUCGUUUAAAGUAACAAAAUGUUGAUUUUUUAAAACUGAUUUCAUACUUUGUCAUUUAUACAUUUAUGAAAUUAUCGGUGGAAUCGAUUAUGUACGCGUUACUUUUAAACAUGCAUUUAAUGUCGUUUGAUUAUGUUGCAUAAUGUUUUUUUACGAUUUUCUGUUUCUGCUUUGUUCAGUAAAAUAAUAAAUAAACUAU
Ruditapes philippinarum (Manila clam) is the source of this 2766-nucleotide messenger RNA. RefSeq lists its product as uncharacterized. Gene Ontology annotation, molecular function: protein binding. Gene Ontology annotation, biological process: signal transduction. The transcript is spliced from 3 exons. NCBI's taxonomy places the organism in Eukaryota, Metazoa, Mollusca, Bivalvia, Venerida, Veneridae. Bases 1 to 2490 code for a protein of 829 amino acids. The record is from RefSeq and is a predicted model, not a curated record.